AUGAUAAUCCUAUUCGUCAUCAUUAUAUCAGUCACAUCUCAAAAGAAUUCAAAUCUCGGAAUAUUUGCACAAGAGGAUCUCAUGUUGGCGAAAUGCACUGAACCGUAUCAGAUCUACAUCUCGUCCACCCUAUUCAACGUGUCUGGUCACGAGAUUCUCGAUCCAAUUUUCAUGAAAAAGUUCUCGGAAUUCACAAAGAAUGUUUCGACGUGUAUUGGUCCGAAUGUUGUCGGCAACACUGCCCGUCACUAUCGAUUCUUCCUGGAUGCUCUCGCAUUUAUCGGAGAGACAUUGUACCGCCCAUCUGUUUUCAGGUGUUUACACAAUAUGUCCCCAAAAAUCAAUUAUUGCUUCCAAGCGAACACGCACAUUUAUUACGAAAAUGUUGUGAGAAUAAACAAGAAGAAAACGAGUGAUUUCAAGACUAUCGUGGAUUGUGUAAUUGAAGAGAUGAAGGUAGAUCAAAUGUGUAGAAACAAAGAAACGAUCCAAUCGAUUGGUAGAUCAAUGAAUGCAAUUAUUCUGGUGGCUCAACAGUUCAAAUAUUUCAAAACGGGAAGAAUGAGACCGAUGGUUUUUAAUCCCGAGACACUUGGGUAG
Messenger RNA from Caenorhabditis remanei, 600 nucleotides. RefSeq lists its product as uncharacterized. The transcript is spliced from 3 exons. NCBI's taxonomy places the organism in Eukaryota, Metazoa, Nematoda, Chromadorea, Rhabditida, Rhabditidae. The coding region runs from base 1 to 600 and encodes 199 amino acids. The record is from RefSeq and is a predicted model, not a curated record.